This is a messenger RNA of Lutra lutra (Eurasian river otter), 9348 nucleotides long. It is a transcript of the gene SRGAP1, whose product is annotated as SLIT-ROBO Rho GTPase activating protein 1. Gene Ontology annotation, biological process: negative regulation of cell migration; signal transduction. Bases 1296 to 4553 code for a protein of 1085 amino acids. The record is from RefSeq and is a predicted model, not a curated record. Lineage: Eukaryota; Metazoa; Chordata; Mammalia; Carnivora; Mustelidae. Gene Ontology annotation, molecular function: GTPase activator activity; protein binding. Gene Ontology annotation, cellular component: cytoplasm. The transcript has 22 exons.
GGUCCAAGAUGACUCCCAGCCCUUCCUGUUAUGGAGAGCUCCAACUCUGGAUUCGUCCGAUGGAUUCUGGAAAAGGCCCCUCCAGAGCCCCUUCCCUCGGCCCAGGACGGCCCGGGUCGGGAAGGGGGUUUCCAGCUGCCGGGGCUACGGUCCGGCCGCCGAACCCAGCCGAGCCCUGCCACAGCCGGGGGAGGCGCUGGGGUGGCGUCGUCCACGGCCGCCCGGGCUCGGCGCGCGGGGCGGGGCCGCGGGUGGCCGCGAGAGGCAUCCAUCUUCCCGGGCCAGCGGGCGUCUCCUCACCGAGCGGGGCGGGGGCGGAGGCGAGAGCGAAGGGCUAGGGCCGCGGCGCCACCCCUCCCGUGAGCUCCGUUCCUCUUCGCCGAGUCCCGCGCGGCAGGUGGGGCCGCCGCCCGCCGCUCGCUCUCUGGGCGCGGGGAGCCGCGGGCCGUGAGCGCGCCGACAACUUUGCGGCCGCCAGGGGCGCGGCUCCUCCCGGUGCGCGUGCGAGUGUGCAGGGCAGCGGCGGCCUCCUGGGGGCAGCAGCGGAAAGCGGUACGAGGAGAAAGAGGCAGCUCCGGCGCCCCGUGGCCCAGGAGGCAGAGGCCCCUCGCGGCGCCGGCUGUCGAGACCUAAACUCUGCCGGGGCUGUGCCCAGGACGCGUUCGAACGGCGCAGCGGCCGCCUUCCCGGCCAGCAGCGGGGACUCGCUCUAGGAUUACGUUUCCUUUCGCCUGCCCGGGCGCUGGCAGCCGUCUUUGCCGACGGGGGAGCGGCGGCCGCGGCCGCAGCAUCCCGGCCCGGGUGGGACCCCCCGAGCGCCGGAGCCGGCGACGGGAGCAAGAAAGGAGGGUCGCGACGCCCGCCCUCCACGGCCUGCCCUGUCCCGAGCGCCGGGUGCGGGUUUCUAACAAUGGUGCGGAGCGCCGGCGCGAACCCCGCGUCCGCCCCGCGGCCGUAGAGGAAGUGGCUGGCUCCGGGUGGGGUGGGCGACGCCCCCCGCCGCUCGCUCGAAGGAGUUUGCCUGCGCGCCGGGCCUCUCCGGCCCCGAACCCGGCUCCCCGCCGGAUCACCGACGGCAGUCGAACCGGAGAGUAUGGUGCCGGCGCCCGGCUUAAUCUAGUCUCCGGCUCGCUUCUUCUUUCCGCCUCCUCGUCUUCCUCCUCCUUUACCUCCUGUCGGAGCUGCCUCUGGGUUCCCGGUGUGUGGGAGUACAACUCUCUGCCUCUCCAAGGAGACCGGUUUGUGACAGCCUAACAGAACUUGCCCAUUGAAAGCAAACCCAGAACAGCUGGAUAAUGUCCACUCCGAGCAGAUUCAAAAAGGACAAAGAGAUCAUAGCCGAGUAUGAAAGUCAAGUCAAAGAAAUUCGAGCUCAGCUGGUAGAACAGCAAAAAUGCCUGGAACAGCAAACAGAGAUGAGAGUUCAGCUUCUCCAGGACCUGCAGGAUUUCUUCCGGAAAAAAGCUGAAAUUGAGACGGAAUAUUCUCGGAACCUAGAGAAGUUAGCAGAAAGGUUCAUGGCAAAGACAAGAAGCACUAAGGAUCAUCAACAGUACAAGAAAGACCAGAACUUGUUGUCUCCAGUGAACUGCUGGUAUCUGCUUCUGAACCAAGUGAGAAGAGAGAGCAAAGACCAUGCAACCUUGAGUGACAUCUACCUGAACAAUGUGAUUAUGCGGUUCAUGCAGAUAAGUGAGGACUCGACCAGGAUGUUUAAAAAGAGCAAAGAGAUUGCAUUCCAACUUCAUGAGGAUUUGAUGAAGGUCCUUAAUGAACUCUAUACGGUGAUGAAAACAUACCAUAUGUAUCACGCAGAGAGCAUCAGUGCAGAGAGCAAGCUGAAAGAGGCUGAGAAACAGGAAGAGAAGCAAAUCGGAAGGUCUGGGGAUCCCGUCUUUCAUAUCAGACUGGAAGAGAGACAUCAGCGGCGAAGCUCUGUAAAGAAAAUUGAAAAAAUGAAAGAAAAAAGACAAGCAAAGUAUUCAGAAAAUAAGCUAAAAUCGAUUAAGGCACGGAAUGAGUAUCUCCUAACCCUUGAAGCAACCAAUGCCUCGGUUUUCAAGUAUUAUAUUCAUGAUCUUUCAGACUUAAUUGACUGCUGUGAUCUUGGCUACCAUGCAAGUCUGAACAGAGCCCUGAGAACAUAUCUCUCUGCAGAGUAUAAUCUUGAAACUUCCAGACAUGAAGGCUUAGACAUUAUUGAGAAUGCAGUUGACAAUUUGGAGCCCAGGAGUGAUAAGCAGAGAUUCAUGGAGAUGUACCCUGCCGCAUUCUGUCCACCAAUGAAAUUUGAGUUUCAGUCUCACAUGGGUGAUGAGGUGUGUCAGAUCAGCGCCCAGCAGCCGGUCCAGGCAGAGCUCAUGCUCAGGUACCAGCAGCUGCAGUCCCGACUGGCCACGCUCAAAAUCGAGAACGAGGAGGUGAAAAAAACGACCGAAGCCACCUUGCAGACCAUACAAGAUAUGGUCACCAUCGAGGACUACGAUGUCUCUGAAUGCUUCCAGCAUAGCCGCUCCACGGAGUCUGUGAAGUCUACAGUCUCUGAGACCUACCUGAGUAAGCCCAGCAUCGCCAAGAGAAGAGCAAACCAGCAGGAGACAGAGCAGUUCUACUUCAUGAAACUCAGAGAAUAUUUGGAAGGUAGUAAUCUCAUCACAAAGCUUCAAGCCAAACAUGACUUGUUGCAGAGGACCCUUGGAGAAGGUCAUAGAGCUGAGUAUAUGACUACAAGGCCUCCAAAUGUUCCCCCUAAGCCCCAGAAACACAGGAAGUCCAGACCCUGCUCACAGUAUAAUGCUAAGUUGUUUAAUGGGGAUUUGGAAACAUUCGUCAAGGACUCAGGACAGAUUAUCCCUCUCAUUGUGGAAAGCUGUAUUCGGUUCAUCAACCUCUAUGGUCUUCAGCAUCAGGGGAUUUUCAGAGUGUCUGGUUCCCAGGUGGAGGUCAAUGAUAUUAAAAAUUCAUUUGAGAGAGGUGAAAACCCUUUAGCUGAUGACCAGAGUAACCAUGAUAUUAACUCAGUGGCUGGCGUUCUGAAGCUCUAUUUCCGUGGGCUGGAAAACCCCCUCUUUCCUAAGGAAAGAUUUAAUGAUCUGAUUUCUUGUAUCAGAAUAGAUAAUCUCUGUGAGAGGGCGCUUCACAUCCGCAAACUCCUCCUGACCUUGCCUAGGUCCGUCCUUAUAGUGAUGAGGUACCUCUUUGCCUUCCUCAAUCACCUUUCACAGUACAGCGAUGAGAACAUGAUGGACCCAUAUAACCUGGCCAUUUGUUUUGGCCCCACAUUAAUGCCUGUCCCUGAAAUACAGGAUCAAGUGUCUUGUCAGGCUCAUGUGAAUGAAAUUGUCAAAACCAUCAUCAUCCACCAUGAAACUAUUUUCCCAGAUGCUAAAGAGCUGGAUGGCCCUGUUUAUGAGAAGUGUAUGGCUGGAGACGACUACUGUGACAGCCCAUACAGUGAGCACGGUACAUUGGAGGAAGUGGAUCAGGAUGCUGGUACAGAGCCCCACACCAGUGAAGACGAAUGUGAGCCAAUAGAAGCAAUAGCCAAGUUUGACUACAUGGGGCGAUCUGCCAGAGAACUGUCCUUCAAGAAGGGGGCCUCCCUGCUGCUGUAUCACCGGGCGUCUGAGGACUGGUGGGAAGGCAGGCACAACGGCAUCGAUGGGCUCGUGCCGCACCAGUAUAUUGUGGUGCAGGAUAUGGACGAUACGUUUUCAGACACUCUGAGCCAAAAAGCUGAUAGCGAGGCCAGCAGUGGGCCAGUCACUGAGGACAAGUCUUCAUCCAAGGACAUGAACUCCCCAACAGACCGGCACCCUGACAGCUAUCUAGCCAGACAAAGAAAAAGAGGAGAGCCACCCCCUCCAGUAAGGCGUCCUGGCAGGACCAGUGAUGGCCAUUGCCCCUUGCACCCACCGCAUGCUCUUUCCAACUCCUCGGUUGACCUGGGGUCCCCAAGCCUGGGCAGUCACCCCCGGGGCCUACUGCAGAACCGUGGCCUCAACAACGACAGUCCUGAGAGGAGGCGCAGGCCAGGCCAUGGCAGCCUGACCAAUAUCAGCCGGCACGAUUCCCUCAAGAAGAUUGACAGUCCUCCUAUUAGAAGGUCCACGUCGUCGGGGCAAUACACAGGCUUCAAUGACCAUAAGCCAUUGGACCCAGAGACAAUCGCUCAGGAUAUCGAGGAGACGAUGAACACUGCUCUGAAUGAACUGCGCGAACUAGAGAGACAGAGUACAGCAAAGCACGCCCCCGACGUGGUGCUGGACACCUUAGAACAAGUGAAGAACGCUCCCACCCCGGCCACAUCCACGGAAUCUCUCAGCCCUUUGCACAACGUGGCCCUCCGCAGCUCGGAGCCACAGAUCCGACGGAGCACUAGCUCCUCCAGUGAUACAAUGAGUACUUUCAAGCCUAUGGUGGCACCCAGAAUGGGUGUGCAAUUGAAGCCACCAGCCCUCCGGCCAAAACCUGCUGUUCUUCCAAAAACAAACCCUACCGUAGGACCUGCCCCACCUUCCCAAGGUCCAGCAGACAAGUCUUGCACAAUGUGAAGACCAAGCGGGCAAGGUCAUCUGGGCUGGUGAUUUUAAAAGAAACGGGUCACUGACAAAAGUCACUGAUCCAUAACUUUCCUUAGUUUUGUGCUUAUAACUGGAGAUUUUUGGCUUUUCUAUGUUCUCGAAUGUAAUGUCUGAGACUAGCUAAAUUAACACGGGCAUUUGUAUUUUGUAAUUUUUUUCCUUUUUUUUUUUUUAAAUAACUGGACAUAUCUAUGUCAUUUUAAAGACAAUAGAAACACUUAGAUUUACUUGAAAAUCCAAUGCUGCACCAUUUGUAAUGAAGGCAACACCGCUCCGGCCUCCGCGUGGUAGAGUGCUUUGGGCUUAGUGUAGUGUGGGUGAGUCAGAAACGUCUGGAUCCGAAGGCAUGAGAAUCUGAGUUCCAGGCCCCAGUGUGAAACCACUGUUGGCCUGCAUGGCACUUGGGGUAGUAGCUGAAAGGUUGCCAGCGGCAUUGUUAGGUAGCUGACCGUGAGCGCCUCUGCCCCGUGCAGUGGGACGUUCCCGGGCGAACUUGCAGCCCACCGCCUGAAUGAGUUGGAUGGUUGCCUCUUUCAUAAGAGCCAUUUCCCUCGGGUCCAGGUUAAAAGCUCAAAAGAAUGGGGUCAGAACCCCUGCAGUUACUGCUUGAGCUGAACCUAAGAAAGGAGAGAGAGAGAGAAUCCUCCGGAGCUCUCAGCAUGACUCCUUCCACAAACUUGCUCAGGCCCCCGAAGAUUUCCAAGUCCAUCCCCUGCAUUCACAAAGGACCAGAACAGUCUAAUUUCAAAGACUUGUGGUUACGCUACUCCCCAGACUCCUUCAGAGAUCUGUUGUUGCUAACUGCCUAGGGAAUACUUCUAGCUCCCCUAAACCGCUGUGUUCUCCCCCUGGAAACGGAGCACGCACACGGCACACAAGUCCUUGCCUCACUCAGCUUUCCCUUCCAGCUAAAUGACUUCGGUCCUUUAAACAUGCUACAGAGGCCUGAGGAACCUAAGUGGAAUCCCCAGCUCUGCUCUCCGUGUGUCUUUCUGAGCCAGCCAAGAACUAGCUACGGUACCCAAGGACGGGCCAUGCUGGCCAAGGUGGGAGGGGCACCUCAUGGUUCCGGGGUGACUUCCUUCCAACCUAGCACCCUGGAUCCGUUGACUUUUUCCUUUUUUUUUUUUUUCACAUGGUCUCAAGAGAACUCAGAUGGUCAGGUGAGCUCCAUGAGGGACCCUCUUCCUCUGACAUCUGAGCCCCAAAAACAGUUAUCUCUUUGUUUUUCCUCUGUCUUAAAAAGUUGUUUUGAAUUCAGUUGUUUUUGCUAAGGUACAAAUCACUGCUCCUACCAACAGCAGCUUAUGGCAUCCUAUCUACUCUGUCACUGAACUUACUGAUGAAGAGACUUUUUUUUUUUUUUUUUAAAGAAAAAUGGAUGGCCCGGACUAACCCCUCUCCCUCUCAACCACCAUUAUUUCCUUCUAGGUUUGGAUUCAAACUGGAGGCCACCGGGCUUCCCAUCCAAGAGUGACAGAGUAUGGACUUGACUCUGUUAACCCACUAGCAAAUGCCUCCUGCAGGAAAGAAUGAGGAUCUGUACUAAAAAUCAAGAUCGUUACUGUGAUUUCUCCCUCUGUUUACCAAUCUAAUCAUUCUAAUGCAGAGAGAGAUUAAAUUAAUGAGAUAGGGUUACCUUUCAAAGUCACACUUCUGGUUGCUUGUCUGUGGCCUAAUUUCACAAAUGGAUUGAAUAGAGAAUUUUUUUCAAGUAUUUCCAGGUAUGGUAAGCUUUCAAAUCUGAGUUUUCUAAAGCAUCCUCUUUGCUCACUUUGAAGACGAUGCCCCAUCGGCAUCUUAUCCAGCCCCUCACCAUUUCUCUUGAGCCUCAGUGGUCCCUCAGCAACUUGAGACACCAUGGACACUAAGCCAGGAUUGAGCUCUGAGUAGCACUAACCCUUUUAAACCAUCUUCCCAAAUUCCUAGGAAAUUGAAACUUUCCUGAAUAACCUCUCAGUUCUUUUCAGAUUCCACUUUGGUCUCUAAUUCUCUGCUACUAUAUGGGGAAACAGAAGCAGAGAACAAAAAUGAAAAUAAUGAAGUGGGGAGGAGACUUUAGAUAUUUUUUAGACAUUGAAAGAAAAAGUAUUUCUUUAAAGCAUUUUUCCAUCUUUGAUGGAAGAGUAAGAUGUGAACAGAGGUCAUCAAAAGGGCAGAGGCAUGUUGAAUUUAUUAUGGGGAGAGGAGGUAUCUUUUACAAGUUAUAACUUAGAUCUUACUCCUGCAAGUUUAUGUCUUCAGACUUUUCCCUGGUAAUCCCGCACAGUGUCUCCUCUCUUCAGUGUUUACACCUCUGAUGAAACGAGGGUUGCCUCUCCAACCACCAAAUUUGGAUUCUGCUCCCUUGGGUAGCAGAAGACAUGCUGCUCUAAAGCCUCAGGACCUCAGAGGCUGUGCCUUCUUGCAGGAAACAUCUCAUGCUCUCCCAUCACUCCCUUAACAUCUCUCUCUCUUCUCUCCCUAUACUCCUGGUGACAUCCCAAAGCCUUUCUUUUUCUUUUUCUUUUUUUUCCUAUCUCCCCUCCCCCCUUCCCAUGGAUGUAACCUCACAGUGAGUAAGGACUCACCUUUUCUUACUUUGUUUUAGUAAGGAGUCUUCAGAUUCCAGGGCCACUUCACAAAGGAUCCAGAAUAACACCCUGUAAGCUCAUUAAAAGUUUCUGCAGCCGGAGGCUUCACCCAGCCCUCUGUACAGCUACAGGUGUAACAGUGGGAGGAGGGAAGGUGCGAGGAAUGGGCAGAAAGAAAAGAAUCUGGAGAUGUUACGUCCCCAGUUUCAAGGAUCAGAUCCUUCUUCAUGCAGAGUUUGGGAAGGAUCAUUCUGAUGGCUCUACAGAGCUGAGCAGACUCCACUUACACAAGAAUAGAUACUCACAGCUGAUAGAACUGUUCAUGUCCCAUCCACAGAACUCACUGAAGUAGGCUUACCAAGUUGACCUUUUGGUCAGGGUCAGGGUUGUUGGGAGAGGGUCAUUAGGAGAGAGAGAAAUGUACUUAGUACAGAUUUUCUGAUGAGUGUCCUAUAAAUGUUUUGAACCAGUCAAAUGGCCCUAUGCAGAGCUCUGCAUUCAUGUUAAGUCAACACUAUCGCUCAACGGUUUUGCACGUUUUCACGCAACGUAAUUUGACUUUGGUGCUCCUUGAUCCAUCCAUAGAAAAAUUUACAGCAGGUCCCACUUACUCUACCGUGGUGGGCGUGAACAGCCCUCAGUGGAUAGAGCAGGUCACACUGUAUCAGUCAAGAGUUUUCUUGAUACUUUUGCCAUUCCCAAAAUGGGCUUAUAAUUUAAUUAAGGAAAAGAUACAAGUGGGAAGGAUAGUGGUCUCUUCAGCUUUGGGUCUAUAAAAUGAAGAAACUUUAAUAUGAUAAUUACAGCCUCUAAAAUUUAAAGAGCCCACACUAUACAUUAGGUAACUGGAAUUUAAAUAAACUUUCAGAAAAUAAAGAGCCCAGAGAUCUGUUGAGGGUUUAGAAGACUUCAGAUUUAGGAUCAUAUUCAUUUUAUUCCACAGUAGUGAGAGGCCACAAAUGCAGGAAAAGCACUUGGGACUGAGUCUUGCCCUGGGUUACCCACCACUGAGUCUGCAGAAGGGGAGUGACUUAGAGGUGAAGGCUCACCCAUGUAUGCAAUAGAGCUCCCUACUCCAGACCCCGUCACCCCAGCUGAAAACCCAGCCUCCAGCUGGGCUGGGAUGUCAGGCUGCAUUUGGCACACACACUGCCCCCCACUACCCUUGGUUCAGAUCAGUAAAACAAACUGGAAAUCAAGCUUUCACUUACCCUAGUAUACUUUCUUUAAAAAAAUAAAUAGUCUAUGUGGUAUAAUCGAAUGGGUACCUGUAUCCUUAAAUUACAUAGGGACUUUUGUAUGUUUAAAUAAUUGUACUGGGUUCCAUAAUGCUUAUCUUAGAAACCGUUUAGUAAAAUAUAUAAGCCGUGCAUUUGCGAAUGCCCCCUUUAGAGCAUUCAUCCAAGUUCAAUGUGUAGCGUGAUGGUUAUUCUAGAUGUUUAAAGUAAAGUGAAUGACUGUGUAACAGGAGAGACUGCUAUUUACCUAUGGACUGGAGGGUAACUCCUGCCCACUUAAUUAAAUCAGUAUUGUCCUUUUCUGUUGGUUUGAUCAAUUACAGUACUGGUAGCUUCCUGCUUGUGACUGUUACCUAAAUCGUGUCGAUGUACAUCUGUAGUAUGUACAUGUGAAGUGCCUUUCUAUUUUAGAGGAGUUUUAGCCUUGCUUUUUACUGUUUCCCGCCCCCCCCCAUCCGUCCACCCCACCCAGCUCCUGCUCCCUGACACCCCCGCCCCCACCUCCCGCUUCCCGCCCCAAUUCCUACCGCCCACAUGAGUGGAAACUUCCUCUGCCUUCUCCCUGCUUCUCCGUGCCCUUUCCUGUGCCUCGGUGCUCAGUAUCGUCCGUCUUGCAUCCUUGUCGGUCAUCAGACUGUCUCGUUUUGCUGGUAGCCGUGACUGUGCCUUUCCCGCCCGCAGUGUCCCCGCAUCCCCCCUCCCUCUCUGAGCUGCUGCCGCCCAAACUGCGUCGCCUGUGUUCUGCCCCCUGUUACAGUCCCUGAGCUCUGAGGCGGAAAUGGGGGGAUGCUGUUACAGUUCUGGAAGAAAAGAAAUGUUUUGUUAAUCUGUUGUGACAAUGCACUUUUAUGUAUAGUACUGUACAUUCUGGCAUGUACCACUCCAGGCUUCAGUAUACAGUCGGGUCUGCUCUUCACGGUGUAUCUUUAUAAUAAAUAAGAUAGUUCUGGCUGC